Molecule: messenger RNA, 463 nt
Organism: Hyphopichia burtonii NRRL Y-1933
Lineage: Eukaryota; Fungi; Ascomycota; Pichiomycetes; Serinales; Debaryomycetaceae
Gene: HSK3
Product: Hsk3p
Exons: 1
Coding region: 204-443 (79 amino acids)
Biological process (GO): attachment of spindle microtubules to kinetochore
Cellular component (GO): DASH complex
Source: RefSeq, a predicted model, not a curated record
ACCCACCUGUAAUCAAGAUUGGAAUUGCUUUGUAGGAACGGUAAGGAACUGAUUAGGUGCUUAAAUGCGAGAUUAUUCGGAUGUCUUCAUUGGUGUACGGGCGGACUUGUCUGAUGUACGGAUGCAAAGUUUUGGGAUGGGGUUUGAAUUAAUGCAAAGGUCCAGGGAAUUGUAAACACUAACCACUAGUACAAGCCAACAGGAUGAACAGAGAGUCGCCAUUCAUAGACCAUGACCAGGAGAACAAGUCCACGUAUAGCGAUAAACAGCGCCAUUUCAAUAGUCUACAGUUAGAAUUACAACGACUCCAUCAUAAUAUGGGAGAAUUUAAUGAACUAAUUAACGAAACCUCGAAUCAAUAUAAAUAUAUACAAAAUUUGGCUAUAAUGCACGGAUCUUUAUUUAUGGCUAGUAAUACAGUGUUUGGACAUGAAAAUGAAUAACGUAUAUAAGUAUUUACAAG